Corticium candelabrum is the source of this 1027-nucleotide messenger RNA. RefSeq lists its product as uncharacterized. The record is from RefSeq and is a predicted model, not a curated record. Bases 1 to 783 code for a protein of 260 amino acids. Lineage: Eukaryota; Metazoa; Porifera; Homoscleromorpha; Homosclerophorida; Plakinidae. The transcript is spliced from 3 exons.
AUGUGCACUUGCGAAGACAACGGCAUUGGACCUGGACGCGAGAUCGAGGAGCGCACACCGCCUCCACCACCUAAAAGACGGAAUCAGAGUAUUCUGAACUUCUUUCCUGCCUCGUCCAACUCCGAUACAGCGGUGAGUAGAAGCUCAUCAGGUAGCGCAGUUGAUGCUGGAGCUAGCGUCUUCUCUGACCUUGAUCAGGGAUUUACAUCAAGAAGUACUGUCUGCUCUUCUGCGUGUUGUCAAGAGACUCUGUCACCGUUCCAACCCAAAGACCCAGCUGUUAUAAACAACACCAAAAGGAAGCAAGGCAAGAAAUACAGAGCAUUUUCUCCCACUUGGUAUACGAGCUAUCCUUGGCUGACUUUGUGCACAACCAGGAGCAAAGUCUACUGCACAUAUUGCAGAUAUUGUAGUAGGAAAGGGUUGCUAGGUCUGGCCACUAAAGGAGAAGAUAACUUUAUUGACACAGGGUUUGACAUUUGGAAAAAGGCUCACGAAAGAUUCUCUGUACAUGCUCAAUCUGGUCAUCAUAAAGAAGCUGUUUUUAAAGCUGAGCAACUAAAGCAUGACAGUGUGGAUGCACUCCUGUGCAGACAAGCUAUGGUUGAUCAAAAACUUCACCGGCAAAUGCUGCUGACUCAGUUAUCAACAUUGAGGUACUUGCUUCGACAAGGAAUGGCUGUUAGGGGUCACCAUGAGGAAGAAGGUAACUUGGCUCAGCUUUUGCUCCUGAGAAGUAAUGAGAUCCCUCAACUAAAGGUUUGGCUCAAGGAGAAGAAGUAGUGUUCCCCUGAAAUUCAAAACGAACAGAUUUCUCUUAUGGGAUUGUGUGUUUUGAGAGGUCUUUUGUCUGAAAUUAGAAAUGCACGGUACUAUUCCAUUAUUGCUGACGAAGCAAUAGAUGUUGGUCACAAGGAACAACUUGUGGUUUGUAUCAGGUGGGUGGAUGAUAAUUUUGAUAUCCACGAGGACCCAAUUCAGCUUAUCAAUGUUCCAAAAACUGACGCACAGACUUUGACUACUUGUA